AUGGGAAGACUUAAUAACUCACAAUUUUUAACGCAGUUGUCAGAGGUAUUAACAUCGAAUAAUGGGGAAUCCUCUGUUUAUGUAACGCAGAAACGGUUGACAACAACGUUACCGAUAGAUGAACCUACACCAAAAAUAAACGAUUUAUCAUCCAACGUAAUCAAGGCUGAUGCAUUUGAAGAAAAUACAGCAACUUAUCCUGUCCUUAUUAGAAUUUCUAUGAAUUCAGGGAAUAGUAAAAAUACAUCUCAAUCAAAGCAGAAAACCAAAUUAUCUACAGUUGUUGAAACAGGUAAUUUGGAUCAAUUUUGGAGUGAUUAUGUCCAAGUCAUUAAGAAUGGUUUUGUUGGGUUAAAGAAGAAAGAUAAGAAAAAGAAUAAGAAAUCAGGUAAAGUUUCUAAAUAG
Molecule: messenger RNA, 405 nt
Organism: Debaryomyces hansenii CBS767
Lineage: Eukaryota; Fungi; Ascomycota; Pichiomycetes; Serinales; Debaryomycetaceae
Product: RNA-binding signal recognition particle subunit
Exons: 1
Coding region: 1-405 (134 amino acids)
Biological process (GO): SRP-dependent cotranslational protein targeting to membrane
Cellular component (GO): signal recognition particle, endoplasmic reticulum targeting
Molecular function (GO): endoplasmic reticulum signal sequence receptor activity; 7S RNA binding
Source: RefSeq, a predicted model, not a curated record